Molecule: messenger RNA, 2745 nt
Organism: Cuscuta europaea
Lineage: Eukaryota; Viridiplantae; Streptophyta; Magnoliopsida; Solanales; Convolvulaceae
Source: the annotation of a GenBank genome assembly
CUCCCAACCACCUCAAUAAUGCCUCUGGUCAGAUUAAAAAAAAUACUUUAUCAGAUAAAAUAUUCCCGGUCAGAUAAAAUAUCUCUGUAUAGAUGCCCACCCACCCCGCAACUAACAUCAUUACUCCCAACCACCUCAAUAAUGCCUCUGGUCUCAAUAAUUCACCUCUAACACUCACUAUAUAAACAACACUUCACACACUAAUUCUUAUCACUCACAUCUCUCAUUUCUAUCACUUAUAACUCUCAUUUUACCACUCACAACAAAAAAUUAUGUCAACUGAGCAGAACAUAAUAGUUCUUGUUUAUUGGAAUGGGGUAUUGACUAAUGUUGACAACGAAGUCAAAUACUCUUCAUUUCCGAAUGCAGUACUUUUCUUAACUGCCGGUGUUAGCUACACAACACUGUGUGAGCGUAUUAUUGCUGAGAUUUCUCGUGAUGGUUUAGAUAAUAUCAAAACCAUUCAUGGAAAAUUUCCCUUUCAUACUACAGAUGGUGUGUGUGCAUCUAUGCCGUGGCCCAUUCACGAUGACCAGUCAUGGAUCUAUUUUAUGCAAAUAGCUUCGAACGUGUACGAUCGCUUGGAGUUAUUCAUUGAUGCAAACAAUAGGGAUGUCAUUAUUCCAUUGCACGAAGGCCCUUCUAGGCGGCGGCGCAACCGGGAGCCAUUAUCAUCAACUCAAGGUCCUUCAAUGGUUGAUAUGGAUCCGCCACAUGAGGACGUGGAGGAUGAAGAGGAUGAAGAGGAUCCCGACUACAACUAUCUUUCAUUUUCGGAAGAGGAGAGCGCUUCCGAAGAUAGUAAUGAUAGUCGUGACUCAUCUUGGGUUAUGCCACAUAACCAAGAGGAUCCGUUUGUUGAACCCGCAUACCGUGUCGUAGACCCAAUAGAAGUGGGAAGGAUAUAUGAUUCCUAUGACGAACUCAAAGAAGCAGUCUCUAUUCAAAACUUGAAAGAAUAUCGAACAUUCCGGAGUGAGGCAAAACGUGCAACAUACUGGAGGGCUAAAUGCGUCUACGAUGAGAUGUGUUCGUGGCACAUUCAAGCAUCACAAGUGAAGAGCACAAACCUCUGGAAAGUAAAGAAGUAUCAACCCCGCCAUAACUGCCUUCCGAAUUAUACAAGAGGCAGAAUCGACAAACUCCUUACAAGUAAGCUCAUCGCUUCUGAAAUUAGUUCCACGAUUCGCAUAAAACCAGAGUAUAGUAUUAAGUUGAUAAUGAAUGACAUACACCAAAAGUAUAACAUUCAUGUUGGAUAUAAGAAAGCGUGGUAUGCUCGUAUAUUAGCACUCGAGAAACGGUUUGGCAAUUGGGAGACAUCGUACAACGAUCUCCCAAAAGUGUUACAAGCAAUGGCGUAUACUAACCCAGGGAGCAUAAUUGAUAUUCAAAGUGAUAACACCCAGACCCAAGGUACAUAUGAAUUUAAAUUUGCUUUUUGGUCAAUAAAAGCGGCCAUUGAUGGGUUCAAUCACUGCCUUUCGGUUGUGUCAAUUGAUGGAACUCACUUGUACGGAAAGUACAAGGGUCAUCUCCUAGUCGCGGUGGCAAUGAAUGCGAACCGUGAAAUCUACCCUCUAGCAUUUGGAGUGGUAGAUAGUGAGAAUGGUACUAGUUGGACGUGGUUCUUACAGUUUCUUGUGACACACAUCAUACGGCCGCAUCGGAAUGUUUGCAUCAUCUCGGAUAGGCAUGCGGGUAUAGAUUAUGCAUUUCGGAAUGUGGAAGAAUUGGGAACACCUCGAUUUCAGAGACGUUACUGUCUUCGCCACAUUAGAAGCAACUUCAUGUCCCAAUUUAGAAGUAAACAACUAAAGAAGUUGUGUUGGCAAGCGGGAAGUACCCCGAUUGUAAGUGAGUUUAACCAUUUCAUGCAACAAAUUAGGGGUAUUAACGAGAGAGCAUUCAAGUAUUUAAAUGACAUUCCCCAAGAAAAGUGGGCACUUUGUUUUGAUGGUGGUUGUCGUUAUGGUAUUUUGACAACAAAUCUUUCGGAAAGUUUCAACAAUGCUCUCAAAGGAUGUAGGACAUUGCCAAUCACUGCCCUUGUACGAGCAACUUUUGACAAACUAGUCCAACUCUUCGCCCAACGUCGUAGUGCUGGUAUGAUGUGGCAGCAAGUUGGAUAUCAUUUUCCGGACAACAUUCGGAAAGAGAUUAUGGAGCGUUGGCACCAAAGACCUCACACUAUGGUUCUUCCACACAACCACUACACAAGAAUUUACUCAGUCGCCGUGGAUAAUGCAACACCUGUUACGGUGAAUCUAUCGAGACUUGUCUGUGAGUGCGGUUGUUGGAGGAUGAACGGCAUGCCAUGCGUCCAUGCGCAUGCUGUCUGCCAUUUUCUUAAGUGCCCUGUUGAUCAUCUUAUUCCAGAGGUAUACAAACUAAGUUCUUACAUAAAUGCACAUUCCAGUGAUAUCAUGCCAUUGCCGAAUCUGAAUGAGUGGCCACAAAAUGAGUUCAUUCUUCUGCCGCCUAAAUACUCUUCCAGAACUUCUCGAGUAGGACGCCGUCAAGAAACAAGAUUUCCAAAUGAGAUGGAUAUGCGUCCAAGACGCAGAGCACAACAUGAUUGAUUCACAUUUGUACUCUCUUAUGGUGUAUUAUUUCUUUUCUUUGUAGUUUGUUUUAAUGUUGUAACACUUUUAUUAGCCAUAUGUUUCAAAUGUACUUUUAAUAUGUUAUGAACUUUGUUUAAUUUUGAGUUCAUAUGACUUAAUGGGUCACUUAUUAUUAAAC